Molecule: messenger RNA, 582 nt
Organism: Cooperia oncophora
Lineage: Eukaryota; Metazoa; Nematoda; Chromadorea; Rhabditida; Trichostrongylidae
Source: the annotation of a GenBank genome assembly
AUGUGUUUAUUUCAGUUGGAAGCCGGACAAUUCUCAGCACUGCGUGAAUUGGAAACAUUAAAUCUCGCUGACAAUCUUAUCAGUGACAUCAACGAUGGAGCCCUGUUUGGAAUGGACAACUUGACUCUGCUGAACAUGACUAAUAACCAGCUGGUACGACUUCCUGGUAACACAUGGCCACCACUUGCCAAACUUCGUGCGUUGGACCUGUCCGGCAAUCCGUUUGUCGCUCUCGAAACAGCUUCGUUCGAUACACUUCCAUCACUGCAGUUCCUCAAUUUGUCCAACUGCAGGAAUCUGAAGGCGAUUCAUAUGGCCGCCUUUGUCUCAAUGUCAUCACUGCAGACGUUGGAUCUCUCUAACUGUGCCCUGACGCACAUCGCUCCAACCGCCUUUCAACCACUGCCACCGUUGAAAAUGCUGUCAUUGGCCGGAAAUCGCCUUGAAACCUUGCCAUCUUCACUACGAAUCUCCACAGUACCGUCACUCAACCUUGACAACAAUCCAUGGGACUGCUCGUGCGAGUUACGAGCGCUUCGAUUACCAUCUACAGCUCUUGUGCGCUUCUCCAGAAGCUCUUAA